AACCCCUUGAGAUUCGAAGGUUUAAUUGGAUUUAUUUCCUAAUAUUCUCUUUCUUUCAUUUCAUUACAUAUUAGCUAGUAACCAAUAAGUACAUCCGUUAUACCAAAAACUCUCAUGUAUUGGUUUAAUUUCCCACAUUAAUUUCAUAACUCUUCAUCUUCCUCUUAUUAAUCCGCAUAUUCAUAGGUUAUCCUUUGAUUUGUUCAUAUAUAUAAUCCAACACAUCCUCAAUAAUUUCUACAACAAUCAUCACACGAAUCCCCACUACUCCAUAGCUAAGUAACAACAUGAAUAGUACUCUCAUGAUCAUCAAAAUUGUACUACUAUUUACCCUGAUUUCAUGGAUUAAUAUUCUUCAAGCUCGACCAUUAACCACUUAUACCACUGAUACUACUAGUCUCAUGACACGUUUAAAGUUGCAAGAUGAAGAAGGAUCAUCACCCUGUUGGGAAUCAUUGUUCGAGCUCCAAGCAUGCACAGGAGAGAUCGUGCUUUUCUUUGUUAAUGGUGAAACCUAUCUUGGUCAAGAUUGUUGUGGUGCCAUAAGAACUAUUGAACGCCAAUGUUGGCCAUCUAUGCUUGGCUCUCUUGGUUAUACUUCUGAAGAAGGUGACAUUCUACAUGGAUAUUGUGAUGCUAGUGAGUCUGGUUCAACCCCUGAGAUACCAUCAUUUCCUAAUUUGGAUCCAUAAGCAGAUUAAUAUUGAUGUUGCAAAAAAUAAAAUUAGUGGUUUAAUUUUGAAGUAUUGUUAUGUAUCACCAGUAUAUGGAAGAAUUUAUAUAAAGCUUUGACAUGGUUGAUGCUAUGAGUUUAUUCCA
This is a messenger RNA of Capsicum annuum, 819 nucleotides long. Its product is annotated as egg cell-secreted protein 1.1. The record is from RefSeq and is a predicted model, not a curated record. The coding region runs from base 288 to 692 and encodes 134 amino acids. Lineage: Eukaryota; Viridiplantae; Streptophyta; Magnoliopsida; Solanales; Solanaceae. The transcript has a single exon. Gene Ontology annotation, biological process: double fertilization forming a zygote and endosperm.